Topomyia yanbarensis is the source of this 1952-nucleotide messenger RNA. RefSeq lists its product as uncharacterized. The transcript is spliced from 2 exons. Gene Ontology annotation, molecular function: protein binding. The record is from RefSeq and is a predicted model, not a curated record. The coding region runs from base 236 to 1849 and encodes 537 amino acids. Lineage: Eukaryota; Metazoa; Arthropoda; Insecta; Diptera; Culicidae.
CAGCUUAUCCAGCUUAUUUACAUUUUGAUAAACAAAAACAACGUAAUGCCGCUGACUUUCUGUAAUUGUAAUUUGUAAUUCAUUAUUUAAUCGUACGGUAACCUGUUGGUUUUACCAUUACUCAGGUCAAGGAUAAUUUCGUUUGUUUAGUUUUGUUUUACCGGAACAAAUUUUUUAUUCUCUUUUCAAGUUCAGCAUUAAAGAUACUCUGCACCUUAUCGUAUCGACCCAAGUUAUGAUCCGUCCGGAGGUAGUCCAGCAGCUAGCCUGCCCGUCAUUUGGUCUGGCAACAUCUUGGAUGUUGUCGCGUAAAGGUGCUCCGGCUGAUUCGUUAGAGGAGGUCAAACGAUGCUUCCGACGGGAAUUUUGGCCUUUUACAAAAACGUUACCAAAAAAGAAUGCAGAUCUGGCCAGGGCACUGCGCGAGAAAGCUAACGAAUGCUACAAAAAACAGCCGGCUGAUCUUGAUGUAGCUCUCAAGUUAUACAACGAAAGUAUUAGCCAUGCACCUGAGGAAUCGGAAGAUCUAGGAAUGGGAUAUGCCAACAGGUCAGCGGUUUAUUUUAACCGGAAACAGUAUCGUCGGUGUCUUAGUAACAUACAACUAGCUAAGGCUAGCAACUAUCCUAAAAAUAAGAUUGACAAUCUGUUAAAGCGAGAACAAAAAUGUUUCGACAUGCUGCAGGAUUCUUCAAUUGAAAAGAAGCAACAUACAUUCUCGGAAGUUCAGCUGCACAAAUCAGAUUUACAAUUUGCCGAUGUUCAAAAUUGUGGCAGUGGUUUUAUUGCUAAAAGAGAUUUAAAAGUGGGCAGCGUUUUUAUCGAAAGCCCUGCCUUACUAGUUCUCGAACCGGAAUUGACUUACUGUCGGUGCAAUCACUGUGGUCUUGUCAACGAUAUGGAUCUGAUCCCGUGCAAAGUGUGUUGCACCGCCAUGUACUGUUCGGAACAGUGCCGUACAAUCGCUUUCGACCAGUAUCAUCGGUUUGAAUGCGAAAUAAUGGAAGAUUUGAAAUAUCUGUUCAAAGGCCCGGACGAUUCAGCGUGCCGGAAAUAUCAUCUUUCCUUACGUCUGUUUUGGAUGGCUGCAGGUAAUCUGCUAGAAAAUCCAAUAGAUUUUAGCCUGCGGUACAAAAAUGACCUGAACCGUUAUCGAAACUCACUAGAAAUAAAUACGGACGAUCUACCCCUUCAUGUCCUAGCCGAUGGAACAUCGAAUUUGUAUAGUGAUAGAACCGGUAAAAGUAUCCUGCAAUUCUUUACUAUACUGCUGUAUCAUAUAGCAGUGGAUGAAAACGAUUCCUUCCCAAUUGAUAGCGCUCCAAGUGAACAUAAAAAUAUGUUGCUGGAGAUCCUAUAUAGGUUGCUUCAAGUCAAACGAAUUGAAGCCUUCCAAGCUAUGAUAUGUUUUUAUCCGUUACUUAGAAUACUUAAUCAUUCUUGUGCACCGAAUGUGGAGGAGCACCGGUUCGGUCAACAGUCGGUGCUUGUCGUGAAACGCCCAAUCAAAGCAGGGGAGCAGAUCUUGCUAUGCUAUAUUCCCAAUGGUACUACUGACACAAUGCCGAAGGAAAAGCGACGUACUCUGCUGCUGAAACAAUUCGAACUCGAUUGCCAGUGUCUUGGCUGUUCCUUGGCAUAUCCGCCGCUAAGCGAAAUUGAGGAGAACGUGGCUUUGAAAAGCGAACUCGAAGCAAUUAGUCCUAAAGAGGGUGAACAAAAGUUACGCGCACUGGAAGAAUUUCUGCAGCGACAUGACGAAUUGUAUCCUCAGAAAGAGUUAGCUUACGCGUGGGACAUGUAUAAGAAGCAGAGAUUUGAUAAACUCGUGGAUCUUUCAAUCGCUUAGAUAUUACGUUUCUUCCUGUAUUAUAGUACUCAGCAUUUCUCAAUGGAACAUUUUGUAACCGUGCCUGAAAAACUUUCCUAAAAAAUUGUAUGAUUUUAAUUAA